AAUGGGAUUUUCUAGUGUAGUAAUGGCUGACACGAGCACAGUGAAAGACGUAACUUCAAAUUCGUCCUAGAUUCCGCGGAAUACAGUUUUUUUUUGUACUGUCUUCUUCUCCAUCUUUCACAUUCUGCAAAGCAAAAAGUGUGAAUAAUCUUUCAACACACAAAACCCACAGAGAAAAAAUUAAAGAAGUGUUUGUGUGUGAACAGAAAUUCCAAUUGAAUUUACAGAAUUUCAAAAAAAUCUAAACAAAAAUUACAGCAGAAUCCAUUCGAAUGAAGUGAAAAAUCGAAGAAAACAUCCAAAUCCAAAUCAAAGUGAAAAUUGUAAAUUUUUUCUUCAUUCUUCUUCUUUCCCUCCCACACUCGUAUUCACUCGUCGUUUUUUUGUGUCGAUGUUUCUUCUUAUUUCUCAAAAAUUCUUGGUGUUUUGUUUUUUCUGAUUUUUCUUCAAUAUUGUCGAUUUGUUGUACACGAAAUAAAAAAGCAUAUUUCUGCAUUAUUCUCUGCUCUGCAUCUUCGUUGGUUAUUAUUUUUUUGCAUUAUUCUCAUUCGUCGCGUUUUCAGUGGAAAAAAACAAGUGAAAAAAGAAAUAAUUUAUCCAAAUUGUUAUUCUGAAUGUUUUUUUUUUUGUGCCAAGUAACACACAAAAAAUUUGAAUAAAAAUCGAAAUAGAAAGUUAAAACAAAGAAAACAAGUUUAACUUCAACAAAAGCAACAAAAAAUACCUAAAAGGCAGACAAAAAAGCCCCAUAAAUUAAUUGAUAAAUAUUAAUUAGUUUUUUUUUUGUGUUUCAAGUGACUUCAGUGCAUUUUUUUUAAAUGCUGUUUCUGCUCCAAAACUAGGAUAAUACAAAAAUCCCUGGAUACAAAAUACUAUACACGGGAAAAAGAAGGAAAAAGGAGUGGCGCUUGGAUUUUUUUUCAAUUCGCUCUGUAUUCGUCGGCGCAUUGUUGUUGUUUUUUUUUUUUUUUAAUUCAUUGCUGCAUUGAGUUGUGAGAGGAUUAUUAAAACAAAUUAUUUUGUAAUUGGAAUGAUUUAAGGCGACUGACUGAAACAGCUAAAUGAUGUCAACACAAAGCUUGUGUAGGAACAAAAUGUUUAACCUUCGUCGAAUGAGUUAAAAGACAAACAAUUUGUCAUUUAAAAAAAAAAAUAUGAAUAAUGGUUGUGAAGCACGCUCUUAUCUGACAAGAAACAAAAAUGGAAAAAUAACUCAUACAAAAUCACUCAAUAAAAAAAAUUCACUCAAUAGAAAUCAACUUUGAGACAAAAAAACAACUCAUUUUCAUUAUCAUAAAUCACUCAAACUAUAAUCGACAAAACAUAAAAAUCACUCACUCAAUUUUUAUGUCUAACUCAAAGAUCAAGUAAAUUCCACUCCUAAAACACUCCUCGACAAAACAAAGAAUACAAGAAAAUAACUCAAAAUGAAUUCAGUCAUUUCGGCAUUUAAAACAAAGAAAGCGUCCAAUGGAGGACCAAAUAGUGGCGUAGGCGGUGGCGGCGGUGGAGGUGGUGGUGGUGGGACAACAAAUACAACAACAGCAACAUCUCCCAACAUAACCACAUGUAAUAACGAGAAAAACCAUCGAUCUAGCAAUAAUAACUCCAAUCACUCAACACCAAAUGGUAAAAAACUCAAUUUGAGUUCAUCACAAGAAAAUGGAUAUCAGUACCUUAGACAUAUACGUGAAAUUGAUACUGCAACAAAAAUGCUCUCAUCUGUUGCACUCAGUCCUGAUGAUUUACUCGAGGGUGAUAAAAUGAAUUUCCGUCCGCGAAUGUGUGUGGAUGUGGUUGAUCAUGCAACAUCACCAGUUUCAAUCAUAGAACCACUCAUUGUUGAUGUUAUUGGGAGUAACAAUUGUAAUUUGAGCCAACAACAACAACAAAAUUGUGAUACAGUAAUAGUGAGCACAAGCAGUCCCCACCGGACUGGCAGCAGUUGUACGGUGACAGAAGAUGAUGAUGAAUCAUCAUCGGCAGCAUGCACUAGCAGUUCGAGUGAACUGAGCCAGAGUACUGUUAUUGUUCCAACAACAACUCAAACAUUGAGUAGUCCUGCGAAAAGUCUGAGUGGUAGCAUUAGUUAUAGUAGUUGUAGUAAUAGCAGUAGUAGUUGUGACAUAACGACAAUUGUAGAUACACCAUCGACAAAUACUGAAACCACAGUGACAACAGCUACGGCAAAUUGCUCACAACAACAACAACAAAAUGAGUGUAAUAAUUCUUUGAGUGAUGAUGGAGAUAGUUUGAGUGGAAGUGGUGUAGUCUUAACUGCACCAAAUUCACCUGCAGCAACAAUGACAAGAACGACGACGAUAGCGACAGCAGGAAAUAAUAAUAUAACAUUGCCAAUUAUAAUGCCGAAUGAAAAUAGCAGCUUGGGAUCAUGCAACGGUACACAAGGAUCAUCAAAUUCAGCAACAACAACACCGAAAAGUGCCCGCUAUUCAAAACCACGACUGAGUUUGAGUCGAUUUAUAAAUCACUCAAUGCCUUCAGUACAUGGGAGGCCAAAUGCAAAUGGAAUGAAUGGAAAUGGUGCAGGUGCUAAUGGUUGUAAUGGUACAACGACAAAUGGUGGCCAACCUAAGCGAUUGUCAACACAUCAAAGGAAUUUGAGCUUAGACUUUCGAUCAAUGGGAAUUUUGUUACCUCCGGUGUCACAAGUGACAAAUACACGCAUCAAUCUUACGCAACAUCAUCGAAAUCGUAGUUUAGAUAGCGCCCUACAGCGGAUACCUGAGGUCGAAGUAUCAUCACCAAAUGCCGAAAGCGAAAAUACAUUCUGCACAAAUUCCAUUCUCGGUUCGACAAUGUGCUCCAAAAUUGUCACAUCAACAGUGAGCAGUAAUAGUCCAAUAUCAUCAACUUGCAUCGUCGACCAAUCGCAACAACAAUGCAAAUUAUCAUCACUUACAUCAUCAACAUCAUCGUCAGCUUCCAGUGGUAAUUCUAGUGUGAUUGUUGAACCCUGUUCAAGAACAAAAUCGAGUGAGAAUCCCAGCUGUAACAAUAAUAAUAGUUGUAGUAAUUCUAGUAAUAAACCUCCCAUAGUUGUUCCUUUGUCCAAAGUUGCCGUCGCAGAUAACAGCAACAGUAAAAAGCGUGAAGACCUAACAAGCUUAGGUUCUGACGAUUCAGGAAUAAUCUGCGGUUCUGAAUCCGAUCAAGUCUCUCUGAAUCGCAUUCGCCAAUCACACGAGAGUCUAGAUUCUGGAGAAAUGGAUGCAGAAGAGGAGUGCAUUGAAAUCCUCGACACUACAUCCAUGGAUGAGGAAUACGGUAUGCUGCAGUCAGACCUAUGCUUCUAUCAAUCACCAGAAACCGACUGUCAAACUUUAAGACCCCGAAAAAGACAUGAAGAACAAAGAACACCCACUUCAGAGUCCAUGGGUGAAAAUCGAACGACGACACAUUAUCAAGUGGAAAACAAUCGCAUUUGUGUGCCAAUAUGCAUCAACAGCCCAUCAUCACCAUUGCCCAAUGAUAGUGGGAGUGAUUUGGCGACACCAACAUCGCCAUCAUCUGACGACAACAUCCCACCCCUGUCAACGGGUACAAAAGCUCAAAAAGCCAGCGAUGCCCUGGAACCGGCCAACAAGUCAGAGCACAUCCGAAACGAAGUGCUAUUUAAAAAUUUCUUUGGUGCCACCAAAAAUGCCAUUUUUCGCACAGCGCAGAGUAUAAUUGAAAAUCAUGAAAAAAAGAAUGCAGCCAAGAUAAAAGCUGGCGAACAAGGAGACAACACAUCCAUUGUGACCAGCGACAUUAAAUCUCCGACAGAAAUGUCAAAGAAAAAAGAAUUCUUGCGAUUGAUUUCGUCCAAUGCAAGCAAAAAGGCUGCUGCUGCAGCAGCCACCAAAAUCAGUUCACCCACAGACGAAAUCCAACCUUUGCCAACACUCACAGUUACACCGGUUACUGGGACAACACCCACAGAACCAGAAACUAAAACGUCACUCAUCAAAUCAGGAUCGAUUUCAUCAUUAAAUCGGCUGAAAGCUGUUCCCGGUGUGGUUAAAUGCUUUGUCCGUGAGAAAGAACCACUACGUGAACCAACAAAGACUGAGAAGGGUCCAAACGGGCUAUUGCGUUUCUUCGAAUCGCCCGUCUUCAAUAUACAUUUUGCCAUCCAUUAUUUGUUCUAUUCCAAGGAGCCGGGAGUGCUCAGUUUUAUUGGCAAUAAGAUUUUUAGUUUUCCCGAUCAAGAGGUGGAUCUGUACAUUCCACAAUUGAUUGUAAUGUACAUUCAAAUGGAUGAAUUGGCUGAAGUGCUGGAUCCCUAUUUGACAAUUCGAUGCAGGAAAUCUGUUGAUUUCUCAUUGAAAUGCCUCUGGCUGCUAGAAGCAUAUAACUAUCAAGUAGAUUCGAAUUCCCCAUCAAGCAAAAAGACCCAGCUGGCAUUGAUGAAGGAAAUUUUCUCGAAAAAGGAGCGCAAGCAACUCAAAACACAGCAAAUCGUUGCUUCUCCAGUCAAGAAAACACACCAUCGUUCACAAUCAGAUGCGACGGUGCUUCUUAGUGGAUCACGACUGUCGGCAGCGAAGAUGCCAUCAUUACCAUUCCCCUCAACUCCGGCGAAACUUUGUCUGGGAGAUCUAACAUCUGGCCGGGCGUUCGACAAUGGUUGCACAUGUUUUGAGUCAGUUCGUGGAACAGUAAAUGAUUUACUUGGCCAUAAGACAGUCUGCAUGUGUGGCGCCCCUAAAUCAGCACCACAGAAGGAGUUCAUGAAGGCUCUGAUCAAUGUGGGCAAGAAUCUUACAUCCCUGCCAUCGAAAGCUGAAAAGACCAGCGCACUGAGAAUGUUCUUAAACUUAAUUAACAAAAAUCUUCCCGCCCGAGUAUGGUUGCCAUUGUAUUCAGAUAUUCCACAUCAUGUGGUUCGUAUCACUGAGGAAAAGACUGCAGUUCUCAAUUCCAAGGACAAGACGCCAUAUAUCAUUUAUGUUGAAGUAGUGGAAGUCAAUGAUAUCUACUCUUCGCCGGUAAUUCUUAAAAUGAUGCCAAGUUUAAGGCAUACAAAGAGUGAGGAGCAUUUGGAGUUGAAAGAUUGUUGCAAUAGUGGGAUAGGUGGGGCAGGAAAAACAUCUGAAUCUUCGACGGAAUCACACAAUGGACUAGAUUCUUUAUUGCAUUCGUGUUUGGAUGAUGUGUGGUCGCAAGAGGACGAUGAAAUAACGGCGCAAUAUUUGAAUAUGCGAAAACAGCUGUGCGAGCGUGAUUCUGUAUCUCAAAUGUCAUUGGAUUCUUGUGACUCAAGGGAUCAAGGUAAUGGAAUUCCAGCCCUAUUUAAUAUCGGCGAUGUUCGGACGCGGCACUGUAACAACUUGAAUUGUGAGAACACAAAAUCGUUCAGUAAUGAUCCAGAAGAUCCUUCCGCUGCUGCUUUAAAGGAACCAUGGCACGAAAAGGAGAAACAAAUACGAGAUUCCUCUCCAUAUGGUCAUCUUUCCAACUGGCGUCUGCUUUCAGCGAUUGUGAAAUGUGGAGAUGAUUUGCGUCAAGAACUUAUGGCCACACAAUUACUUCAAAUGUUUAAAAUAAUUUGGGAUGAAGAAAAUGUCGACCUUUGGGUGCGACCAUACAAAAUUGUUUGUUUAUCAAAUGACAGUGGGCUGAUAGAACCGAUUUUAAAUACUGUAUCACUGCAUCAAAUCAAAAAGAACUCAAAUAAAAGUCUUAGAGAUUAUUUUAUUGAUGAGUAUGGUGAUGCUGAGGGUGAAAAAUUUAAAGCAGCACAAAAGAAUUUUGUGCAAAGCUGUGCAGCUUACUGUUUGAUUUCAUAUUUGUUGCAAGUUAAAGAUAGGCAUAAUGGAAACAUUCUUUUACAUUCAGAUGGCCAUCUCAUUCACAUUGAUUUUGGUUUUAUCCUAAGCAUAUCACCAAAGAAUUUAGGAUUUGAACAAUCACCGUUCAAAUUAACUCCAGAAUUUGUCGACGUUAUGGAUGGUACAUCCUCAGAAUUAUGGACUGAAUUUAAUCGUUUAUUACUCGUCGGUAUGAUGACAGCCCGCAAACAUAUGGAUAGAAUAAUAAAUUUUGUUGAAAUAAUGCGAAGCAAUGUUUUUCCAUUUCUAGAUGCCCAAUUGCCAUGCUUCAAAAACGGUUGCUCUGGCACCGUUCAGAAUCUCCGAAAACGUUUCCACAUGAAUCUUACCGAACAAGAAAUGGAACGUAAAGUCGAACAACUUGUCCAAGAUUCUUUAAAGAGUCUUUCAACGAAACUUUACGAUGGCUAUCAAUAUUACACGAAUGGAAUAUUGUGAGAAAGGUUUUCAAUUAAAAUUUAAAUUUAAUAAAAACAGAAACAUAACAAAACAAAAACUAAAACGAGGGAAUUAAAAAAAAAUAUAUGUAAUAAUUGAAAAAAAAGAAAGCAAUUUAAAUUCCAUUUUAUGUUAUAUUUCUAAAGUUCGUAUCUGUAAGUAAGUGCAUUUUUUUUUAAAUUGUCUCUCUCUAUAUAAAUAUAUAUCUCUCAUUUGCUCUAAUUCAUGUGAGAGAAUGAUCGUCUGCUGCAUGUAUGAGAGUGUGUAUGUAAUUUAAUUGUAAAAUAAACUAUAAAUGUAAACUUUAUCAAAAAAGAAAAUACACAACAUGCGUAUGAAUAAAAAAUAAAAAAAAAUGUAUUUUAUAAUCUCUCUCGCGUGUAUGAUUCCUCUUUUUCUACAUAACAUUAUAAGGAAUAUUAAGUGAGAAUGCUUGAAACAUAUGCCACAGUGUGACGAUAGAUUCAUAAAAAAAUAUAUAUAUAUUUACUCUAAAGUAGCUUUGCAGUUUUCUCUGUUUAAAAUAUAAUAAUAAUUGUCUAUACAAAAAAUUAAAAUAUAAAAAUAUAAAUAUAACUUAUAUAACGAUUUUUUA
Molecule: messenger RNA, 6870 nt
Organism: Episyrphus balteatus (marmalade hoverfly)
Lineage: Eukaryota; Metazoa; Arthropoda; Insecta; Diptera; Syrphidae
Gene: fwd
Product: serine-rich adhesin for platelets
Exons: 12
Coding region: 1428-6275 (1615 amino acids)
Biological process (GO): phosphatidylinositol-mediated signaling; phosphatidylinositol phosphate biosynthetic process
Cellular component (GO): cytoplasm; membrane
Molecular function (GO): 1-phosphatidylinositol 4-kinase activity
Source: RefSeq, a predicted model, not a curated record